AUGAUUAUCGUUGCUGUGCGCGCACACUGCCGCGGCUCGACAAUACGACGCGUACGGAUCGAAACCGGACGGGUUUAUUUUGAACGGGACGCGGCGCCGUCGCCCGACUUGGCUAGGUUGCCGAGUACCGUUAGCAUCGCCAUUCGCUACAUGCGUCGCCAGUUGAGGAUCAAACUGGCCUUUCCGGAUGAACCGGGCAACAUGAACAAGCGCGGUUGCCUACCAGCGACACUGACCCCUGGCCCCGCCUACAAACUCGAGAUGAGGCGACGCCAGGCCCAG
Iphiclides podalirius (scarce swallowtail) is the source of this 282-nucleotide messenger RNA. The record is from the annotation of a GenBank genome assembly. Lineage: Eukaryota; Metazoa; Arthropoda; Insecta; Lepidoptera; Papilionidae.